GGAAGAGCCUGGCUUGCGAGGCUACAGUAACCUUGCGUAUCCCGUGUAAUCCCCGUAUAAUUUCAAAUUCGAUAGACUUGCAUGGAAUCUCUAACUAAAACACAAGAUCGAGAUGCAAAGAGAUCAAAGACGGAAUCUGAAACAGAGCUGCCACAAGAUAACGAGGAAAUUCGUACGCUGAAAGAACAAUACGAAAGUCUUAUUUCCAAAAAGAAGUCGUUACAGAGAGAAUUGGAGAACGUAAUGCCUCAGAGACUAGCGAGUUCACUGAUGCAAGAAGUCACAGGCGGGAAACUCCCGGAUUACACGACCUCUGCUUUACAACGAGAAGUUCUAGUCAGAGCAGUGAAGACAGCAGAGAAACGAAAACACGAAGACAUUCUUUGGGCAUAUCGUUUGGCUGGCCUGUCAGCUAAAGUUGAAGGAACAACUGCAAUGUUGACCAUCGAGACAUCACGCAGUGGACAAUAUUUCGAGCCAUUCUACCUGGAAUUAAAGUUUGCAGAUAAAAUUCAUAUUGGGCACCACACUGUACCAUAUUUUAUUCCAUUGAAGUCAAUCGCCAGCUCUCAUUUAAAUUCAAAUGCAAAACUGUUUGUGUCCACUGUGCAUAGGCAUUUGAAUGCUUACGUGUCCAGACGACAGCAGGCUUACGACACUCAACAACAACACAAAGACUGGAUCUCUGGCCGCGUGGAUGCAAGCUACGCCGUUGAUUACGUUCACUUUACAUUAAAGCCAAUUGGUGCUCUCGAAGAGCCUCUAGAGGUGCGACUUCUGUAUACGGAUCUAAAGUCAAGUCUUCCAGAAGUUGUUAAAAUUACACCAAAAGAUGCUCAGACGGUACAUGCGGGAGUAAAACGAUGGUGUCGGCAACAGAAAGUUACGUUCAAGGAACAGCAGCUUCCAGAAGCUGUGACAAUACUGAUAUUAUCUUUGACGGGUACAAACUAAAUAACUGUCCUUCAAA
Molecule: messenger RNA, 970 nt
Organism: Corticium candelabrum
Lineage: Eukaryota; Metazoa; Porifera; Homoscleromorpha; Homosclerophorida; Plakinidae
Product: centromere protein O-like
Exons: 10
Coding region: 82-954 (290 amino acids)
Cellular component (GO): kinetochore; Mis6-Sim4 complex
Source: RefSeq, a predicted model, not a curated record